AGUGUUAUCGAUAAUUUUCUUUAGUUUAACUAAAGUUCUUUUAUCAACAGUAUGCAUCUUAUAAUUAAGAUAAUACAAACUCGUUUUUAAGCGUUUCGCGAUCGAAAAGUUUCCUUCACUAUCGUUAUCUACCAAUUAACAUUUUUUGCUUACUUUAUAACUCAUGUUUCUUAAUACUAUCGAGCCAACAUUGACAUAGCCGAACCCUUACCCAUCGUCUGAACGUGUAAAGAAGCUUUCAGUCUCACUUCUGUUCCCCUCCUACAGAUCUCGAAGUCACACCACGUGAUGCAUUGGGGGACAACCAGACACGAGCCACUCAGAAAGGAGGUAGAGAAGGGGAGUAUACUGGGGGUGACACGUUAUGUAGCCGCAAGUCUGUGUGUGUGUGUGUGCGUGUGUGUGUGUGUGUGAAGAGACAAGCACGCGCACCUUCCACAUCACUCCACCACGCACCAGUUCUACCAACAUGGUUGCCAGAGAACUACAAAUACGUGCACGACACACCAGUGUAUAGACAUACGACCUGAUAAAGCCGAGAGUAAACGAGUCUCUACCCUCCCCUCUAUACAAUCCCAUAGAUACACAGUGACAAACAGAGCAAAAAAACUUUAGACACAGGGACCAACACCUAGUCCCAUCUUGUCUAACAUUGGAAAUCCCGCCCCAAACUGAAGAGGCAACGCCUUCCCAACAUCCGAAGCCAAGUUCAGAUUGGCAGACUCCUCUUCACACAUCGACAGAGAAGCUCUCCAAGAAGAAACUACUUCUGCAUCGUUUCCAGGGCGUGGAUGUACAGAGCACUGCCAUUGGUUCUCAUCGCAUAUCCUACAAGCCAACACGCCUGCGCAGUCCACUCCUUCAACAACUUCUGAUCAACUUUCCCCAUAUUUAAAUAAGAUCACAAAUCAUCGGGGACCAUGAGUUCAUAUUUCCCAAACACAUAUCUGACGGACCUGAGAAAUGCUGGCGGUGGAGAUCACUAUACACCCCAGAGUGUUCACGCUCAGUCCGGACGGGACACCUGUGACCAGGGACAGAGACAGUAUCUUCAACCUCAAUAUGCAGCAUCAUCACCAGCCCAAGGUGCCACUUAUCCACGCUUUCCACCAUAUGACCGAUUGGAAAUUCGUCCCAUAACAUCUGCACCAAGUUCUCCAAGUCCCCCCGGGCAUUAUUAUGGAAAUCACUGCACUCAGCAGCCACCAGGUCCCAUGCCACCACAACCUCAGCAUGCACCACUCACUCACCCGAACGCUUACGUACCUCAGGAUGGACAAAAUUGUCGUGGUUCUCCUAACGAUCCUCAAGGACCUCAACAACACCCUAACAUGUCACCACCACAAUACCCACCGAGUUGCAAGAUGCAACAACAACCUCCACAACAGCCUCAACCAAUGCCACAACAACAGAUGACCCACGAUCCCAACGUCAUCGUCCAGCGACCUUUGACCUCUGACUGCCCACCUAACAACAUGCACCAGGCCCCUUGCCAGAGUCCUGUACAUUCUCCACCCCAACAAAUAUACACACCCAACCACGUGACUCCCUCCAAUCCCAACGGGAACCACGUGCAACAGCAGGUCCAGCCUCCGAGCUCGGGCAACUUGCCAAGUCCACUGUAUCCAUGGAUGAGGAGUCAGUUUGAACGAAAGCGCGGACGCCAGACCUAUACACGCUACCAGACAUUGGAAUUGGAGAAAGAGUUCCACUUCAACCGCUAUCUGACGCGGAGAAGAAGGAUAGAAAUAGCUCACGCUCUAUGUCUAACGGAACGUCAGAUCAAGAUAUGGUUUCAGAAUCGGAGGAUGAAAUGGAAAAAAGAAAAUAAAGCUAAACUGGAAGCUGGCCUGGCAUUAGGGCCAGCUCCACCGGAACUAACACACGUAUUAGAUCAUCGCCCAACCCAAUGAAAAUGUUAAGUAUAACGAGAACUGUACAAAAAACAGUACAAGUUAAAAAAAUGACGAAAAAUCACUGGAGCUGUGUUGUACAGGAUAGAAUAUUGACGACGACAAAAUGUGUCGUAUAUGUGUUGUGCGAAUGGUGCUUCCACAUGGAGGGGACUCCAAGUAAAGCUACCAUAACAUGUUUAUUAUACUAAUUAUGAUAAUCAUAACCGUGUCUCACGCGGUAGGUGUUGAUUAGGACAUGUAAAUAUACCUUAGUUGUAUUGGAAAUUUGUCGUCGUCAUUGUUCGCGAUAACGUCAGGCAGAAAAAGGGAUCUUUCUUCUCUGAUGUCAAUGCAUUCUACUAAAUUGCUCCGUUUUGUUUCGUGAUGUAAAGUGUCUAUCUCUGAUCUUUUAGGUGCGUAGGUUGAUCGUUCUGGGAAGUGGGUUAUGUGCGUUAUAUGUCCGAAUUUGAUCCUCUCUUAAGAUAUGUCGUUAUUUGGUAGGAAACAAUCGCGCGCGAUUCAUGUCAAUAGGCCUGUAGGAGAUUUUCUUGCUCUUUGUCUCACUCUGACAGCUUUUUCUAAACACGACUAAUGAAUGUGCUACAAGUAAAUUAAACAUUUUUAUAAGUAAUAAAAACAGUAUUAUUAAUUAAAUUUAUUGCAAGAAAGGUAAUAAACUCUAGAAGAGAAAAUAUAGGCCUCAAAGUAGUUUCGAUCAAUUAAAUCAGAAAUUGCUCAUACAAAUUUCCUAAAACACUUUAUUUGAUUAAACUACUUUACUAAAUUAUUUACAUAAUUUAAAUUCACUGUUCAUACUGGCCUCAGCCUCUAUUCAACUAAGGAAUUCGCCAUUUAUUUACAAGAUUUAAUAUAUUCAAUUUCUAUUUUUAUCUCAAUAUACUUGAUAAUUCUAUUAUAUAAUGAAUUGUUUUCCUUUUCGAAUUGCUAAAAAUCUAUCAAAUAUUUUUCAUUUUGAAUGAAAAAAUUUUAAAACAAACAUAAACAAAAGAGAUUUUCAUGGAAAACAUUAGCAUAUUUGGCAAUGUAGAUCAAUAGGUUAUGUUUUAUUUCAAUUACCUAUAAGUUAUUAAGCUUACUAAAUAUAGUUAUAAGGUUAUUUAAUUUUAUUUUUUAUUUUGUAAAUGAGAUUUACAUCAGUUUGGUUUGAUAACUCGUAGCAAAUCUAAAUGAAUUUUUCGAUUAAAAAAUUAAAAUAAAUGGAAAAAUUAAUAUAGGAUACUUUAUUAGAAUUUUCGUAUUUGGAAAUUAAUUAUUGGAAAGUUUAGAAUAUGGUCCAAGUUAUCCUUUUAAUAAACGAGGUUUUAAAAACAUAUUACAGCUAAUAGGUAUAUAGACUUUCAGAGAGUCAUUCAUCUCAAAAGGCAAAUCAUUUCUUUUCGAUAUUACUCUAGAUAUCAUCAUAGAACAGCUGUUACCAGUUUACUUUUCCCAGUUUCUAUUCCUAUGAGAACACGUAAAGUAAUAAAAGUCUUCGAUGGUACUUAAUCAUUCUGUCUUGCUUUUCUGCGUUAUACUUCUUUGGUUUGCGGAAAAAGAAUGAGUACAAUGUAUAUGCUUCAUUGAGAGUUGACUGGACUCACUCAACCUGAUUGAAUUUCUUUCUGGAAUAUGAAUUCGCAAAACUGCACUUUUCUAUUGCAUCGGGUUUUAAAUGUCUUGACGCUUUGAACCUGUUACAUAUUAAAUAACUGUGAGAUUAAUAGGUUUAAUUUAAAAAAAAAAAACGAAAUUCGAACUGAGUCACAAGCCUACUUAUACAUUAGUUAGUUAAAAAUUGUAAAGAAGUACAAAAUAAUUUACUGUUUAAUACGAUAAUUACGCGUGUUUUUAACGCGUAUUAGUAAAAAUUUAUGAAAAAUUUCAACUCGAGAAAGGUUAUUUAUAUUUAUUUUAAAUAUUUAUUAUAUUAAUUUUUAUAGGUAUAAAAACAAUAAGAUAUGCUACUUCUUGGCAUUUUUCUUCUAACUGAUAUUGGUAAUAAGUUCUGCUCUAUUCGUAUAAACUAUAGGCUAUAUAAUUUUUUAAAAUUUAUAUUUUAAUACAAUCUACAGUUUUCAUAAAUUAUGAUAUUUAUGACAAUAAUGGAUAAAUUUAUGAUGGAAAAAAAUAGCCUGUAGACUUAUUCUUUUUAAUUUUGGUUGAUAUAGCCAACGUGUAAUAGAACUAAACAAGAGAUGCACGUGAAAAAUUAAUUAUAAAUACAUACUAAAUUAUAAUUGGUCUAUAAAUUUCACAACUGAUGUUGCUAAUAAGGAGUUUUAAUAGAUAUUUUGUUCCUUUGAGCGAUUCUAUUUAAUUCUAUUGUAAUAAGAAGCUACAAAUUACAAGCUUUACGAUCUCAUUAGUUCGCAUUAUGACAAGUUAACAUCGGAUUUUACUUAACAAAGUGCAUCGCAUCAAAAAUUUGUAUUAAUGUGGUUUCUUCAGAGGAAGGUUGUAUCAUUUCUAUUGUAUGUUCUUUGCAAUCUUUGUUGUUUGUUACCAAAGAAUAUCCUUUGAUACAAAAGUGGUGCCGUUGGACCCCUGCUAAAUCUUUUUCUUCGUCACGGGGGCAUCAUAAAUCAGUCUCAGAAAGUUCUAAACGUCUAAACGAACUCCUCCCCCCCUUGUCUGUUCGGCAAUACUUAGGCUACUCUAGACAGAGGGUUUAGUAGGAGCAUAAUAUUGUCUUGGCAGCUAGGUGAUGGUCAUGAUUUUACUCUUGCUUAACACUAUCAAAAUGGAUUAAACCUCAUAUACUUUCGACAAGUGGAUCGUAAAAUUUAUUCGGAAAAUUAAAUGCAUGUCUUAGUUCGACUUGGCGAAUUAAAGGUUAGUCUUUUUGUUUUAUUUUAUUAACCAAUUUAAAUAUUUUUUGAUUAAAAUUGUUUUAACAAUUCUAUAUUUUCUAAACUACAAUUGAUACGAAUUUUAUCUAAAAUUUACUCUUUUAAAUGUCUACUUGAGUACAAGACAAGAAUAGAUUUCAAAUUACUGAGUAUUUACUCUCAAAUUCUACGAAUUUAAAAUUUGUAAACACAUAAAACUUUUUACUCUUAAAAGUCCAUUUCUAUUAUAUUCUAUUUUGCUUCGAAUCUCUCUAUUUAAAUUUUAGAAUAAAUUAUCAUUUCAAAUUAUAAAAAAAAGGUAAUGUGUUUGUAGUCGAAUGUACUAUUUUAAUCUCCAAAAAAAUACUUCACGGUAAUGAGAAGGAUAAGUUGGAUAUUUAGACAGCUCGGAUUACUGACAAGAUUAGUUAGUUGUCAGCAGAAAAGAAAAACCAGUAGCUAUCGCUAUAACCACUUAUCUUUAUGGAACCUCGGGCAUUUGUAUCAUCUCUUCUUUCCGCAACUCUAGUGGGAUAAAGGUACUAUCUAUUUUCACCAACCUACUGACGUCAAAUCCAACUAAAUCAUGCUAUUAGUCUAAUGUUAUUGUUUAAGCAUAGGCCUAAAGCCUAUCCCUUCGCUGUUUGUUAUUCUACAUAAAGCUAAUAGCAUAAAUAAAUCUAUUUAUUUUUUAUGUCUCAAAAUCAUAUUACUUAUGUCAGAUGAUAUAAAUACUAACACAAAUAUUUAUAUUUUUCAUCUAUGAAUAUAUUAUUUGUUAACAGUUAAUAUUUCUUGUUCAAAAUCAAUUCGAUUCCUCGAAUUUUUUUUUCUUUCUAGGUUACGUAUGUGAUUUAAAACUUUAUCAUUUUUUAAAAAGGCGAGGUCUGUUGUGUAUCUUGAAUAAAACUAUUUUAUUAUUUUACGUUUAUAAGUGCCAUAGGCUUAAAAACUUAUAGAUGUGAUAGUGUCUAACACUCUAAUUUUUAAUAUUUUAAUACGAAUAUUUCAUUAUAAUUCAUAAAAUGAUUUAAAAUUUGUAUAUAAUAAUUAAUAUUGAUAGUCUGAACAGUUAAUUUCAAUAAAUAUACGUUGAAAAUUAUUUAUUUUGAAACUUUGAUUCGGAGGCGGAGGCAGAGGCCAGUAUUACUCAUUAAUUUGUGAAAAUCGUAUUGUUUACAAUGUACAGUAAUGUACAUUAUCCUUGAUACUAUGUGAAAAUAUUAAGAAUUAUAUCCGUGAAGUUAAUUUUAAUAUUUGGAAGAAAAAAAUAAAAUAGCAUCAUUAAAAUUUAUUAAGCGAAAUAUAUUAUGUAAUAGAUUUUUGUUGUUAGUUAAAUGACUGCAGUUUCGCAUGAUAUUGUUAAAUAGUUCGGAAAAAAAGGAAAAUGAUUGUAUUUGUUUUCUACUGAAUAUAAAGAAAAGCUUACGAAUAAGCCUGUGUGUAGAUCUACACUUAUGCGCUUCUUAUUGGUCGACUAUAGGCCUAUAGCGUGUUGAAGAGUAACGUUACCUUCUAACUAUGUAUACGACAACAUAUACGUAUUAAAGUAAAAGAAUUGUCUAUGAUCGAUUGUUACAACUUUAUUCCCAAUAAUAUACGUAUCAAAGAAAAAAAAACCAUUCCCAGUAUACGAGGCGUGACAAGUAUGGAGUUGGGAGGUCUUCCUGGCCGUUCUUCGAACGAUCAUUUUGCAGCGAAUUUACUAUGUGACCUUACUAUUACGGUCAUUUACUCGUUAUAUUUAAAUGAUUUUCUGUAGAAAUAUUAAAAAUUGUUUAACCUAAAAACAACUGAAAUUUCAUGAAAAUUAGUUUAUUUCAUUAGCACGUUUUAAUAUAGAAGUGAAUAUACUUAACAAUUAGAAGAGAAAAAUAAAAUAAAUAAACGACUGUAGUUCCUUUUAUGAUUGAUAAAUGAUUGUAUUGAAGUAUGGUAACCUUUGAACUCAAAUAUAAGUAAAACUGUUCGCGCCAAAAAAAACCCUAAUUAUCUCCCUAUUUUCUGACAAUGUAUACUCAAUUCCAAGAUCUCUAUGUGUAUACGUAAAUUAGG
Molecule: messenger RNA, 6778 nt
Organism: Centruroides sculpturatus (bark scorpion)
Lineage: Eukaryota; Metazoa; Arthropoda; Arachnida; Scorpiones; Buthidae
Product: homeotic protein antennapedia-like
Exons: 3
Coding region: 921-1913 (330 amino acids)
Biological process (GO): anterior/posterior pattern specification; negative regulation of transcription by RNA polymerase II
Cellular component (GO): nucleus
Molecular function (GO): RNA polymerase II cis-regulatory region sequence-specific DNA binding; DNA-binding transcription factor activity, RNA polymerase II-specific
Source: RefSeq, a predicted model, not a curated record